This is a messenger RNA of Rotaria sordida, 1386 nucleotides long. NCBI's taxonomy places the organism in Eukaryota, Metazoa, Rotifera, Eurotatoria, Philodinida, Philodinidae. The record is from the annotation of a GenBank genome assembly.
AUGCGAACUCAUCUUGCUGAAGAAGUACAAGGUGACAAUAUAUCUGUUCGAGGAUCAUCAACAGAACCGGUAUUGACUCCGGCUGAAGCAGCCGCAGUCGCAGCUACACCACCACUUCAAUCUCGUCGAGAACCGAGAUCCGAUGAGGCCGACGUUGACUGGUUUGCACAGCCAGGCACACAUUGGUGUCCUUGGAAUUCUAACAACUGUUCGAAUACACUCUCCAUUCGUGGUCAAGGUACUAUUGAAAUCAUAGAAUUAGAACCAACGCCAUUUGAGAUAAAACUAUCAAAUAGGUCAGACCCUUAUGAUCGAUCUGCUUAUAAAAUUGUUCUUACAGUUGAUAAACAUGAAGCGAAAUUGAGCGCAAACAAUGUCGUACUUGAUGUGUCCACUGAUCCACAUCAUAUACUCCAACCAAGCGAUGAAAAAUGGCAUACGUACUGGUUGAGUAUAUUUAAAGAUACUCGACAAGUUAGAUAUGGAAUUGGAGAAACCCGUUUAAAUUUUACUAUCUACGAUAAUUGUCUUCCAGAAAAUGACUUACCUUCUAUUCGUGAACUCUAUUAUUUGCAUAUUAAGUUAAAUAAUAAUGAUCGAAUGCUCACCGAAUUGGGAAAUUCUCGUAAAAAUUUUCGCUUUUUCAUUGGCAAAGAGCCGAUCGUGUACGAUCCACCAUUAAUCGUCGUACCCCAAUCGAGCUAUACGCUCGAACAUGCCGCGAUGCAUACAGCUAUUGCACCAUCGAAACUGGAAAAACCAUGCCGUGAUUUAUAUGAUAGUAUUAUCAAUUUUACAUUGAAUGAUGAUCAAUUUCCUGAUUUUGUUCGUGCUAUUGAACGUAGUCUCAAGAAUCCCAACGGAUGGUGUCAUCGUAAAUUGAUCGAAAAAGCAAAUCGAUUUGGUCGACCGAAUCCAAAAGCUACUUAUUUACGUAUUACAAUAGGUGAACGAGAAGGACAGUCACCCGGUCAUGCAUAUGUUAUUGAAAUUUGGCCACCGGGACAUUACAGUCCUGUACAUAAUCAUAGUAAUGCUUAUGGUAUUAUUCGAGUACUUUAUGGUCGUAUUUUAGUCAAGCUUUAUCCGGAUCUAACACUAAAUGUUCGUGAAGUUGCACCAAUUGAACAAAUCCUUGAAGAAGGUCAAGUAACAUGGAUGUUACCCAGACUUAAUCAAACACAUCAAGUUAAAAAUCCAGAUUUGUAUGGUACAUGUUGUAUUACACUUCAAUGCUAUCAAUAUGGGCCAGAGGAUCGACAACAUUAUGAAUAUUUCGAUUAUCUUGCUAAUGAUGGGUGCAGUAUUGGUCAUUUCGAUCCUAAAUCAGACAUGGAUUAUGCUGAAUUCAAGCAGAGAAUGCGACAAGAAUGGCAAUCAUCAUAA